AUGUACCGUACUAACCUGGACACAAAAGAAGGUGGAAAAAAGUCUCAUAGUCGAUCAUUAAUGAGCAACUUUGGUAAACACAAAAAAGCUGUGAAGGCAACAUCCAAAUACCAUAGUGCAUCAGAUGAUGAAGAAAGUCAGCAAAACUCUUCUGGGAAGGAAACGGGGCAGCUCCACAGACUGGCUCGUCGAAGAAAAACGGUGAAGCUGUGCCGAGCUCUGUCUGACCUAGUGGUGUACACGAACUCUGUGGCAGCCCAGGACAUAGUUGAUGACGGAUCAACAGGGAACGUGCUAUCAUUCAGUGAAACAAGAGCCCACCAAGCAGUGCAGCAGAAGGCUGAACAGUUUAUGCUUUACAACCAGAAACAGCUUACAAGGGUCUAUCCGUCAGCCUAUCGGAUUGACUCCAGCAAUUUCAACCCUUUACCUUACUGGAAUGUUGGUUGCCAGUUAGUGGCACUAAACUACCAAUCUGAGGGACGUGUGAUGCAAUUAAAUGAUGCAAAAUUUAGGGUAAACGGCAACUGUGGUUAUGUCCUCAAACCUCAGCAGAUGUGCAAAGGCACAUUCAACCCCUACUCUGCUGAUCCACUUCCUGCCAGUCCUAAAAAGCAGCUUAUUCUGAAAAUCAUCAGUGGACAGCAGCUACCUAAGCCUCCUGACUCCAUGUUAGGAGACAGAGGAGAGAUAAUAGAUCCCUUUGUUGAGGUGGAAAUUAUUGGGUUACCUGUUGACUGCUGUAAAGAUCAAACCAGGGUGGUUGACGACAAUGGGUUUAAUCCUGUUUGGGAGGAAACACUCACUUUUACUAUCCACAUGCCUGAAGUAGCUUUAGUGAGAUUUCUUGUGUGGGACCAUGACCCUAUUGGGCGAGACUUCGUUGGACAAAGAACUCUGGCCUUUAGCAGUCUUGUGCCUGGUUAUCGUCAUGUGUAUUUAGAAGGCCUGACGGAAGCAUCCAUAUUUGUUCAUAUAACCAUUAAUGAAAUCUAUGGAAAAAAUAAGCAGCUGAUAGGACUCAGAGGGUUGUUUAACAAGAACCCUAAGCACAAUUCUGCUGAAACCAGCGGGCACUAUGUACGGAAGCGAUCUAUUGGUGAUCGAAUUCUCCGGCGCACAGCCAGUGCACCAGCCAAAGGUAGAAAGAAAAGUAAGAUGGGUUUUCUGGAAACUACUGAAAUUAAAGACAGUGCAUCUGAACCAAUAGACUUGAAAGACAAAGAAGGAGUUGUACGGCGUGCAAGCCGGAGUUUGCAAGCACGUCCUGCUUCUAUGCCCGUGGACAAAUAUCUUCUCGUAGGACUGCCAUGCCCAGAAGAUGAAACUGCCCAGGAUGCCAAAGGAAAAGAAAACGCAUCUGCCAACAGUGAUGACAAUACAAAUGAGAAGGAAACAAACUUGAAAGAAUCUGGUUCUCCAUGUUCUGUGAAAACAGCAAAUACUUCAAAUCUGACAUCUCAGUUUAAGGAGGAGGAUGACCAGGAGACUACAGUUGACUCUUUAGUGCCAUCUCUACAGGAGCAACAUGAAAAUUUAGUUUUUGCAAGUGGUGUAGCUGAAACAAAUCGCCUCGUAGGCUAUCAGGAAAAUAAUCUUUCUGAUGAAACUGUCCCUCUAAUGCGUGACUCUGAUUUUGGACUUUCUGCAGAAAAAACACAUGACAAAAACUGUGCAGACAAUAAAAAGGAAGAUGACACAAAAGGGUCUAAGGAGGAGAAAAGAACUCUUGUGGGGACUUCCCUUUCUCAAAAAGUAGGGAUGGAAAAUCAUAAAUAUGACAUCAUCAAGAAAAGCACUGCAGCACCUCUUUCUUUGACAGAUAUAUCUUCUGCCAUUUGCUCUGAUGUUCCUGAUUUGCACUCCACUUCAACCACACAAGACAGUGACAUUUCUCGCCUUAUAGAUGAAGUUUCUUUAGCAAAUGAGAGCGAGUUGGAUAGCGCUGUCUCAGCUCUGAUCGGACAGUUUGAGGUCACAGAUGACCAAACUAAUCUUACUGUGGUCUCAAGCCUCCAUGGCACCAGUAGCCAGACCGUCAGUGUGAUGGCUACACACCCACACGUGCUUACUGCGGAUCUUAACAGUCCCUGUAAGCGCACCUUUACUACCACAAAAUCCAUCAAAUCCCCUUUAUUCUCAACUCCAGAUACUACCACGUUCUCCAGCCCUGAGACUACAGAGUAUUCUGUGUACACAAUUAUCCAUGAGGCAACUCUUACACCAACUUCUGACCGUAAGACCCACAGUGAAUUAGUUUGCAAGAACAAGUUAAACAGUAUAGAAAACAACUUGCCUAGCUGUCUUUGUCCUUCACCUCUCUCUUUGCUAAAUGCAAAUCCCAAAAGAAAAUGUGGAACACACUGGGAAGCCCCCGAAUCUGCUAGUUCUUUUGCUUCCAAUAGCCUCAUCUUUGAGGAUGAGGAGACACUUGUUGACCCUCCCACUGGUGAAAAUUCAGAAAGCAGCAGUCUCAUAGAAGUAGAUGAGGAUCCUCAAGAUCUCUUGGUAACUGCAUCCGAGUACAAAAGGGAAGACAUGAGCCAGCUGGCUUCCCCUUUGAAACUGAGGCAAAGGCAGGAUUCUGGGCACGGUGGUGAGAGGACCUCUGGGAACGGCGUGACUGAGCUCCGUGCUGCUGCCCUGGACUGCUCGGAUAACUUCGGGGCUGCAGGGACUCAGCUCCCUUUUCCAAUGUGUGAAAGUGUUGGCUUUUUAUAUCAUCAUCAUUCAGAUAAGCAGAACAUAAUGUGUACCUCUGAGAGAUCCCAGCUCAACAUACACUCACCGGUGCUCAAAAACGCUUUGCCUUUCCCACCUCCUUCAGCCAUCAAGCAGGCUAGCCCUUGCAAAUCCAAAAGUCUCGGUGACUUGACAUCAGAGGAUAUUUCCUGCAAUUUUGAAAGUAAGUAUCAAUACAUAAGUAGAAGCUUUAUCUCAUCGGGCAUGAGAGACAAGAAACUUGCUGCUAUGAAGAAUAUGACACCGCAUUCGACAGACGCUCUGACAGAACAGCUGAGGAAGCUGGUGUCCCUGGACCAGGAGGACAGCCAUCAAACGCUGUACUCCAGGCAGAUCGAUGAAGACUGCCCAAAGACGCUGGUCAGAAAACUCUCAUCCAGAAGCCAGAGCAGAGUGCGGAAUAUAGCCAGCCGUGCCAAGGAGAGGCAGGAGGCUGCCAGCAAGCAAAAAUCUUCUAACACAAGUAGCAUAGCGGGCGUCGUCCUUCGGAACAAGCCUUCAGCAUCUCCUCAUGUUAUCAACAGGCAUUCAACGGGCUCGUACAUAGCCAGGUACCUGAAUGGCUUCCCUGGGGAGGACGUGGAGGGCCGAGGAAUACCAGAGGGCGCGUGUGCCGCUUUGCACUACGGCUGUGGUGACCAGUUGUAUACACAUAAUUCUGUUCUGCAGCUGGAACCCGAUAGUGAUGAUAAGCCUGAAAUUUAUGUCCUGCUGAGACUGUAG
Molecule: messenger RNA, 3465 nt
Organism: Balearica regulorum gibbericeps (East African grey crowned-crane)
Lineage: Eukaryota; Metazoa; Chordata; Aves; Gruiformes; Gruidae
Source: RefSeq, a predicted model, not a curated record